Messenger RNA from Caenorhabditis briggsae, 2115 nucleotides. The transcript has 9 exons. NCBI's taxonomy places the organism in Eukaryota, Metazoa, Nematoda, Chromadorea, Rhabditida, Rhabditidae. Bases 1 to 2115 code for a protein of 704 amino acids. The record is from RefSeq and is a predicted model, not a curated record.
AUGUCGCUGCAAGAAAUGGAAGAACUAGACGCAUAUCCGGAAUCCGGGGAUCUUCUAGACGCAAACAUGAUUCCCACAGCGGCCACAGAAGUUGUUAUGUCUGGAGAUGGAAUCGAAAGAACAUUUGUUGAAGCGGACGAAGAGGGGUAUCAAUAUGAAUACACAUACGAGGAGGAAGCUGACGAUUCACAUCACCAUCAUCAUAUGGAAGAAGAGGUCGUAGUCACAGAGGAAACCGAUUAUCCAGCACAUUGGAAGCAGGAUAAGAAAAUGAAUUUGUAUGAUGUUCUGGAUGGCAAGCUAUACAUGGAAGAGUCGAAACAAGAGAAGCGACCCACAAUCGACGAGCAAGCGUUUGCAGUAGUCUAUGGACAUGGUGCUACAGUACCCCGUGAAUCUUCGGCUGAUUUUAAUUAUCCUGGAGAUGAAUUUCGAGAGUUUCCAGUCUACGCGGCGCCAAAAAAUGUGCAAGGCGAUAGAACUUGUCAGGGUUGUGGAAUGACGCUUAGACGGAGUGUUUUCUAUCAUCAUGCACGAAUGAUUCGUGAAAAAGGCGCAUGCAAUCUCUACACACCACAAAGGUUCCCGUGCACCCAGUGUGAUGCUCGUAUAGGAACUCUGGAGAAGCUGUGUCAGCAUAUGGAACAAAUACAUCAAGCGCCAACUCAAAUCAAAACAAUGACUUUCACAAAUGAAGAGGAUUUCAAACAAUUCCGCAUUGAGCUUGAAGGAAAGGGAGGCAAUUUUAGAAUGGCAAGAGGAAACAAGAAAAGCAAGAAAGGAGUCGUCCAAUACUUCCGCUGUAAUCGCCUCCAAACCCUCUCCCGUAAUCAAACGUUUCGUCCUGUCGAUAAUCCGACUACCGAAGAUCUUCCUUCGAAUCGCAAGCGUGGACGUCUUCAUCAGCAAGAGCUUCGCGCGCAAAGUGCCAAACAAGUCAUUCGUACUGAAAACUCUUGCACUGCAUUCUACAACAAGGCCUAUUUAGACAAUGGAAUUAUCGAAGUUCGAUUCUGUGAUCAUCAUUUACACGACGAUGAGAAGUUGCGACUUCCGGAGGCAGUGAGAAUGCGAGUCAUCGAGUUGGCUCGCAAGAAUUUGCCGCAUGUAGUAAUUUUGAUGAUUGUGAAAGAUGAGCGCUUCAAAUAUUGUGAGAGAAACUCGGCCAACGAUCGUCGUAUUCAAGACAUGAAGACUCAAGAUAUCCGUCAAGUGUUGGCUGGAAACAACCGAUCUGAGAAAACUCGUUUGUCCCGUGGAGAAGCUCCAUUAUUCGACCCAAACAUGACUAUCACGUCGACUGGCGAAGAAGAUCCGAAUAGACCGUGGCCUGAUAUCCGAUCGCAAGGGAAAAUCGAUCGAUGCGCUCUGUCUCUUCAGGAACUUCGCUAUUUGGACUUGUUCGAUAGCAAUCGCGAGGAAAUCAUGGCCAAAUUGAACGAGAGAACGAGAGUGGAGCAGGAUAAAAAGGCUCUCUUCGAUUCAUUCAUCCACCGGCUGUCCAGCUCCCAAGAAAUCAUGAAGAAUCUUCAUUAUCGUCAACUCGUUCCAUCUGAAGCAACGUUGAUGAAGUUGAAAAAGGUGUACACCUUCUUGAAUAAGAUUGAGGAUCAGCUAUUGAAUCCAAGACGUGAACAAACAAUUCCGAAUCGAGUUUCUUCGUACAUGAAAAUGAUGGAGGAGGAAGCGAAGAAUAUCGAAAGAGGCAGACAAGGAGGUCCUAUCGAUGAGAUAGACGUUGUUGGAAUCGAUGAGGAAGAGUAUAGCGAGCAUCUGAAUCUCCACGAUGUUGUCGCUGAAGAAGAGGUUGGAUAUAUUCAUCACGAAGACGAAGAAGGUGAUAUGGAACUACAGAGAGCGAUUGUCGCGGUCGAGGACGACGAAUAUCCGAUGGUCGAAGAAGUUAUUGAGCAUACCAUUGAUGAUGUUGUGGGCGAAGAGGUUGUUGAAGAAGGAGUCGUCGAAGAAACUGUUGGGGAGGUGGACCAGCAUAUGGAGGAGCAAGAAGUACAAGAAGAAGGAGGAGAGGAAGAGGAGGAACAAGAAGAAGACGAUGAACCAACAGUGACAAGAACUGGUCGAGUAGUGAAAAAGAAACCGCACUUCGACGCCUAA